AUGCAAUCAAAGAUUGUUACCAACUCUUCUAAUGUUUUAAAUAGUUACAAUAAAGUCUUAGUAACCAAUCAUGGUAAUAUUUUUUCCUAUUUUAGAAUCAACAUUCCAUUCCCAUGUGAAUGUAUUGGAGGUGAGUUUUUAGGACAUGUGUUUGAAUACACAACAAAGAAAGGAGAUACUUACGAUUUGAUUACAAAUAAUUAUUAUGUAAGUUUGACUAGUUUUGAGCUUUUGAAAAAGUUCAAUAGUUAUGAUCCAAAUCAUAUACCUGCUAAGGCUAAGGUUAAUGUCACUGUCAAUUGUUCUUGUGGGAAUAGCCAGAUUUCAAAAGACUAUGGAUUGUUUGUUACUUAUCCGUUAAGGUCUAUGGAUACUCUUGAGAAGAUUGCGAACGAGUCUAAACUAGAUGAAGGGUUGAUACAGAAUUUCAAUCCUAAUGUUAAUUUCAGUAGAGGAAGUGGGAUAGUGUUCAUUCCAGGAAGAGAUAAAAAUGGAGAAUAUGUUCCUUUGUAUCCUAGAACAGGUUUUGCUAAGGGUGCAGCUGUUGGUAUAUGGAUAGCAGGAGUAUUCGGGCUUCUAUUAUUUGUUAUUUGUAUAUAUGUCAAAUACUUCCAGAAAAAGGAAGAAGAGAAAACUAUACUGCCCCAAAUUUCUAAGGUGCUUUCAACUCAAGAUGCCUCGGGUAGUGGAGAAUAUGAAACUUCAGGAUCUAGUGGGUAUGGUACUGGUAGUGCUGUUGGGCUUACAGGAAUUAUGGUGGCAAAGUCAACAGAGUUUUCAUAUCAAGAACUAGCUAAGGCUAUAAAUAACUUUAGUUUGGAUAAUAAAAUUGGUCAAGGUGGAUUCGGAGCUGUCUAUUAUGCCGAACUCUGA
Molecule: messenger RNA, 873 nt
Organism: Vicia faba (fava bean)
Lineage: Eukaryota; Viridiplantae; Streptophyta; Magnoliopsida; Fabales; Fabaceae
Source: the annotation of a GenBank genome assembly